GCACUGCCAACUUCACCAGGUCCAUUAAGUCAAGAAAUGAACUUACUUCCUGUGUAUACCUCUGGCCAGCUGGAUGUAAACAAAAUCCUAGGGCUUAAAGGGUGUACAAGUGUGUGCGCGUGUGUGUAUGCGCACCACGAUCCCCUGCCUCCUCUACUCCCUCCAUCUCCUCUCCCUUCCUGGAAGAAUUCCGCCUGUGGCCACUAGAGGGCCGUUCUCUUCACACAGUCGCUGCUGUGCAGUUUGUUCGGCUUAUUUAUUCCUACGUGAGCAGACCCACUACACUUCUUGCAUAUAAACAGUGAAAAUUACAAUAUAAAGACUUAUUUUUUUCCUUCUUUCGGAGUUAUUCUGCUGCUGGUCAAAGCCUGGCUUGUUGUGCAAGGAAGGGGGGACAUCUCCGGCAGGUAAUCCCACUGCUUCAAGGUGCUCCCUAGCUGCUCGAAAAGACUGCCGAGUCUUGGCUGCUGGCCCCACAGACCAAGUGAAUGCUGUUCCUGGCCUAACGUCCCGAGGCGCAGACGUGGCUGACUCGGCCCACAUGUGAACCUCAGCUAAGACAUCACAACAGGGCACUCCGUCUCCCUGAACGCCCUCUGUUGCCUCCAUCCUACUGGGUUUUGUGAGGCUGUUUAGGAAAACAACGGAAGAAUGUGGAAACAGCAUGAAAGGAAAUAAUGGCCCCAAAGGAGGACUCUGGGAUUGACAUCAGUGCAGACACCCCCUCAGGAACAUCAUGUGUCACCAAAGUAGCAACUUCCCCGGUCACUUAUUUUUUCAGCUAUUUACAUGCUAUGGCAAGAAGAUGUGUCUGAGCUUUCCCUAGUUUGACACUGAAACUUGCUGCUCUGGAAAGGAACCCGUAUGUUCUGAAUGUAGCAGGUGUUUGGGGGGCUCUCUCUUUGGGAGUGUGCUGUGAUUCCCCCAAAUGGUACUUUGGUGGUCUUUUUCUUCAAGACAGCCAGCUUCUCCCAGGAUCAGAACAGCGCUCCUGACCUGCCCUGGUGAGCAGCCCCCAGCUCUCUUGGUAGAUCCGAUGUCUAAUAGUUAGCCUCAUCACUGCUUCUCUACGUAGCCGUCAUGACUGCCGUGGAAUAACAUCGGGACGGUGGGGGAAGCUUUCAUAGAGCUCCUAAGUGGAACCACAGGCUGGGAAUGGCCGACAGGGCUUCCUAUCCUAAGAGGGGAGGGCCACUCCAUCCUGGCCGGCAGUUCUCUUUGCCUGAGAUGCCGUCAUUCGAUGCUGCUCCAAAGACCUAAGGGAGAUGUGUGCCAGAGAAGUGUCUGGUUCUGUUCCUUCCCACUGAGGCUCAAUGGCCCAGCCAACUAUGAAAGUGAGACCCGUGCUCCUGAAGCGUAACAGCCUAGAGUCGGUGGAGCUCGUAAAGCCACCUCACCACCGCAGGAGCAAAUCCCAGCAGGUGCGGUUCAAGGACGAUGGGACCACUAAGAACCCAACUGGCCUAGCUGAGGCGGACACCCAGGCUCCCGAAGACCCAACUGGGAUGGGGAAGACACCAGCACCCAAGCAUCAUCACCCCCCUGCCUACUCGCUGUCCUUCCCCAGGUCCCAGAAGGCCGGGGGGGUUCGGAACAUUGCGAUCCAAACCUCCCCCAGUCUCAGGAAGCAUUUCCCAGUUUUCAAAAGGAAGAAACUGACAGCCAGCAAGUCCCUGGUGGAAAUGCCCACAGCACCCCCAAGUGCCAUCCAGGUCAACGGCAACCUCUCGGAACAGGACAUUGUGUCCUCUGACCUUGCCUACCUAAGGCUGGCUCAGCACCUGGAGGAUGGACCUCGAAGGGUCAAAGUGUCCCACCCAUUCCUGCCGAGGGUGUCCAAGGUGCAAAGCAACGGGCCUCUUAGCAUAUGCUUAGAAGCUGGGUCUUGGAGGGCCUCAGAGAAAGCUGCAGCUGCCAUUCAGGUCCCAGAUGAUUUUUAUCACGGUCCUUCCUGGGAAGCGAGAGCGUCCACGCUCAGCCCAGGUGAGUCAACUGAGAGGAGCAACUCGAUACCCCCUUUGAUUGACGUGUGUCCAGGGGAGGGGAGAAGGGUGCUGAUAUCAGAUUCAGAAAGAUCUCCCUCUGGCUUGGCUGCCACCAGUGGUGCCAGCUAUCCCCCAGGCACAGAGAAACUCAAGCACGAAUUGCUUUUGCCCAAAGACAACUGUGAGGACAGAGACCUUGGCCUGCUGUCAUCUCAGUCAAAGGACACAUGCGUCCCUUCAUCUCCACAAACUCACAGCUCCCCUGCACCAGGGUCCCACAGCCAACCCACCCAUCCAGAAAGAGACUCAGACUGUCCUGCAUCGGAUGACAGUCACCAGGACCUGGGGGCAUGCAAAACUAGCAGUGCAUCAAAGUCUGCCCCUGGGUGUAAGGAGCAGCCGGCAAAGAACCCCACCCAACCAGACACCCUGGAAUUUCAGAACUGCCCAGGAAACAAUCCCCUCCCCUCUUCUCUUCCAAGGAGUGAGAGCAAACCUCAGAGCAACAGGGAGAUUAGUGACAUCAAUCAAAUACACCUGGCACGGGGUGAACUCUGCGACCUCCAAGGUCGGCUGCAAUCUGUGGAGGAAUCGCUACACUCCAACCAAGAGAAAAUUAAGGUCCUUUUGAAUGUAAUUCAAGACUUGGAGAAAGCUCGAGCUCUUACUGAAGGGCGCAACUUUUAUCGAACUGGCCAAGACCUCAACAACUGCAGUACCUGCCAGAACACAGCGUGCAUCAUAUACAGAACAGAGGAAUGCUGUUGCUCAAUACACCUUGCUAAGUCGAGAAGCAAUUUGAAGAGCAAGGCCCAGUACACCAGCAGUGCUGGUGAUAAUGACGAUGCCAGCAACAGGGGCAAAAGCAGGAAGGCUGGCCCCAUGCAGGGCACUGCUCUGGGUACAUCAUCUGUAUCAUCUCACCUUACACAUGCCACCUCCCAAGAAGGUGCCAUUAUUGCCUCCAUGUCACAGAUGAGGAAACCGAGUGUAGAGUAUGAUUUUCGGCAGCAGGAAGGAAGGUUCCAUGAAGUUCUGCAGAGUCUAGAGGAAGUGGAACCAGUUGAGGAAACAUCUUCCCCACCAAAGUCCCCAGCAGAACCCCCGGCCCCUGAGAAACAGGAUCUGAGGCGGAAAACCAAGAAGGUGAAGAGGAAGUGCUUCUGGUGGAUCUGAGCUCUUGAGGUCACCCUCCAAGCUCCCGCCUUUCUGUCUGAGCCUCCCGGGCUUCUUUGCCAAGGCCCGGGCUGGGAGCCCUUGACCUGUGUGGCCGCUGCUGGACACUCAAUCACCCACCCGAUCUGAGUGUGUGCCGCUGCUUGCUGAGGACUUCACAGACUCUGGUGUGACCACGAGCUGAGUUCCCUGUCACACAUGGCCAGGCCUCGUCCCCAUCUGCUACAUCCAGAUUCCCCCCACGGGCAAAACUCCCACGGCACUUUCCCACACCGCCAUGAUGCUGAGCACGUCAUCCCGUCCUGAUCUCAUGAACUCAGAAGGAAAAAAAAAAAAGAAAAAAAGAAAGAAAUCCUGUGCAGAGCAGGAAGAUAGAGGAGGGUUAUAAGCAGGUAUCCUGGGGAAAAAUCAGAUGAAAACCCCAGGAGUUUCCUAGCUGUCAGCGCACAUGGGCACGAGAGAAAUGCAAGGUCAUCCUAACACAUUGGGGUCCUUUUCAUUUUUAUUUAGCCACUCCAUCCCAAACCAAGGAGCACUGUCACACGGUGUGGGCCUUCAGUCCAUGCAGAGUAAGUUCACCCCAGGGUAUCCAAGACUUGUUAGUGUGGCCGUCCUGGGUGACUGGAAUUCAAAGAGAGUUACUGACACUGUAGUGUUUAAACUUAUCAAGCAUCUCUGCCCGGCCUCAGGCUGCCUGGAAAGUGGGUGGAACCCAGUUGGCAUUUGACCUUUGAGAUAGCAAUUAAUUCUCCUGCAACAUCAGAGGGCAGGAGACUCUGCAGCCUCUCAGUCACAUCUUAUCUGUGACGUAUAGAAGGUGAACCUGAGAUACAACACUCCUUCUCAUCCAUGCAUUCCUGUGCCGGCCUCGUAGCUAGGAAAACACACACCAUUCCACUUGGUCUCCCUUCCCGGAAACCAGGCAACGGUCACCUGAUUGAAGAGGCAGCAGGACUGGGCAUGAGGAUAUACAUUUCUCCAUUCUAGCAUUGAAGGCCUUCCCUUCCCAAAAUCUGAGUUCUUUGGAUCUGGCUCUUUCUUUUGACAGGACCCCUCUACCUGGGGAGUCCAGGCAAACUCGUAUGGCUGUGUCAAGCCCUAACUUAGAAGGAAGUAAUUGUUGCAUACUCUUGAGGCUGAGGGGUAGGGUGGCAAGGCUCAGAUUCGUACACAUUAAACUCCUUGCUGGCCUGUGGUUGGAUUGAAGCCACAGAAAUGAGUCCUAAAGCUAACUCAGCUUUAAAUGAGGAAGGCACUUCAGGGACCCUUGGCCCAGGACCCAGGGUCUCAGUGAAAGCCUUGGUAGUGCACGGCAUCCCGUGUGUACAUGGGACGUGUGUGCCCUGCUGCCAACCGAAGCUAAUUGAGCAAACCACCCUGCAGCUUCACCUUCCCCUUCCCCUCUGAAAGGCCUGCAGUGCACAAAGCUAUUUCAGGGAGAGUGAGAGGGAAAUUUGGCAAGGAAUCUCAGCUUGCACUAUUUAAGUCUUUGAAUGUCAUUCAAGAUGCUCUUGUUCUGCUUCUAGUAUAAUGUUUAAACCCACAAAAUGAGACCGGAAUACAUAACGUCAAGUUAGAAUUAAGAUAAAUGCACUUGUCAUACUUAAGAAACCACAUUUCAAUAAGACAUGCUACCACUGGCUACAAGCCACCGAUCUCUCUGUCUGUAUCCAUACAGUCUGCUCUCAGUGGGCCCCAGCAAUGGAAAAGAACAGCGCAGAGGAUAAUCCAAUAGGGCAAAAUCAUUUGAGAUCUCUUAUGUAAUUUUCUCUUGUAGUAGAGUUUCCAUCUUAAUUUGGUUUGCUUACGCUAAUUUCAAAUGAAUUUAUAUUCUUGGGCAUCAUGUUGGAAUGGAAAUAAGCCUGUUUCCAGAAUUAAGACACCCAGGCAACAGAGCAGUCUAUUCCACUAACCUUGUGCAAGUUGCUUAACUUUUCAGGGCCUGUUUGUCCAUCCUUGAAUGGUGAGAGUGCCUGCUUUACCUACUCUGCAAGAUCCGGGCAACUUCCAACUUCAAAUGAACUCACUCAGCUAGCGAGAGCAUUUGCCCCAGUGAGCCUGGGAGAAUACAGCUCACACAAAAUUAAGAAGCUCAUGGCAUCACAAACAUAUCCAGUUGGGGACCUUGCAUCAACCCUCAACUGAAUUAAAUGAAAUCAGAACUGAAAAAUGUUGAUGUUUCCAGAAAUAAAACCAACUGAGGCUCUACUGAUUCUAUACCAAAGCACAACACUGCAUUGCUUGGGCCACCCACCUGAAAAUGAGACGGAGGUCCCUUCUGAAAAUCAAACAUUCAAAAUCAUUAUGAGGAAAAAGGAUUUGAUAAACACCUUCCUGCCGGACAAAAAGGAUUGUUUCUGUGCUUAAACAACUACACAUACAUACACCAAAACUCUACGUUCACCUCCCCAUUGCAGACCGCUACUCCUUGUAAAGUAUUGGUGACAUCGACCAUGAUAUUCUACAGAAAUGCUUCACUGGAGGCGAUAUGGUUUUGUGGAGAAAGAUUAACUUAGCAAAAAUUGCUUUUAUAAAACUGAAGGGGAAAAGAUUGAUACAUCAACUUAAAUCGCAGGAAUUUAUGUAGCCGCUUUCUCUGUAGUUAAACAGUGCGUACUGCUGCCCUGGAUCUCCGUACCUGCUCCCGUAUAGAGCAUCUUCUUAAAGACAAUGUACUAAUGUAAGGUUUUGUAAAUUUCUAAACCGUUUUAAAUGGAAUAUUAUCUUUUGCAAUAAACUUACAUAUUUUUC
This is a messenger RNA of Ictidomys tridecemlineatus (thirteen-lined ground squirrel), 5912 nucleotides long. Lineage: Eukaryota; Metazoa; Chordata; Mammalia; Rodentia; Sciuridae. The record is from RefSeq and is a predicted model, not a curated record.